GUGUUGUUUCGACCCAUGUCCAAGUUCAAGGCUACUCACAUGAUGUACAGUAUUGUCGAAAAAGAUGACGGCACCUUUGAUCUUAUAGGAUCAGAUAACGUCGGUCGAGUGCAGUAUGGUUUUAGAUUCCAGAACCGUAGUCCUGAAAGAACCAACAUGACGCAACGGGAUGAGGUGCAAAAAUUCGAGCAGGGCCGUAUCAAGUUCCUGCAGGAGGAACGGCUUCACAUACAGAAGAAGACGUUCACGAAAUGGAUGAACUGUUUCCUGCAAAAGGCCCGCAUGGAGGUCAACGACCUCUUCGUAGAUCUAGCGGACGGAAGAAAACUGUUGAAGCUUCUGGAAAUCAUAUCGGGAGAAAAAUUGGGAAAGCCCAACAAUGGAAGGAUGCGAGUACACAAAAUCGAGAACGUCAACAAGAGUCUGGCGUUCUUGCACACAAAAGUUAGGUUAGAGAGCAUAGGAGCCGAGGACAUAGUUGACGGCAACCCUAGGUUGAUCUUAGGGUUGGUCUGGACCAUAAUUCUCAGGUUCCAGAUCCAGGAGAUAGAGAUAGAUGUCGACGAAGAUAACGAGAGCUCCGAAAAGAAAUCAGCCAAAGAUGCCCUCCUGUUGUGGGCCCAAAGAAAAACACACGGUUACCCCGGUGUCAACAUUAACGAUUUUUCUUCUUCUUGGAGGAGCGGUCUCGGUUUUAACGCCCUCAUACACAACCACAGGCCGGACCUGUUCGAUUACAACGAGCUGGUACAAAACAAGAAUAUAGACAACUUAAAUCAUGCCUUCGACGUGGCCAACAAUGAGCUUGGUAUACCUAGGUUGCUGGACGCUGAAGACAUAGACACGUCUAGACCAGAUGAGAAGAGUAUAAUGACAUAUGUAGCAUCGUACUACCACACAUUUGCCAGGAUGAAGAAUGAAGAGAAGAGCGGAAGAAGAAUUGCUAAGAUCAUAAACCAAAUGGUAGACUCCGACAAGAACAAAGUAAGAUACGAGAAGAUGACGACCGACCUACUGGAAUGGAUACACGAGAAAAUCACACAGCUGGAGAACAGGGAAUUUCCGAACUCACUGGAAGGCAUCCAGAUCUUACUGUUGGCCUUCGGAAAGUACAGGACACAAGAAAAACCCCCAAAGUACAAGGAGCGUAGCGAGAUCGAAGCUCUGUACUUCACUAUCAACAUGCAGCUGAAGGAACUGAGACAGCCCAGUUACAUCCCACCAGACGGCAAACUGGUACAAGACAUCGAGAGGACUUGGCAAACUUUAGAGACUUCCGAACACAAACGAGAGGUGGCGCUAAGGACAGAGCUACGGAGGCAGGAGAGGCUGGAACAACUCUGUUUCAAGUUCGAAAGGAAAGUCAUACUCAGGGAGGGAUACCUGAAGGAGAUGAUACAGGUGUUAUCCGAGCCAAGAUACGGCUCCAACUUGGGCCAAGUGGACGCCACGAACAAAAAGCACGAAGCUAUAAUAGCGGACAUCAUGUCCAGAGAAAGCAGGGUACACGAUCUUGCCCAAAUGUGCGACGAACUGAUCAAGGAGAACUACAGAGAUUCCGAAAAAGUCAAGGACAAACACCAGAAGAUAAAAGAACAGUGGGACACAUUGAUGGCACUUCUGGACAAACAUAAGAAGAACCUCAACAGGAUGGGGCAGAUCAUGUCCUUGCUCAGAGAAAUCGACACCACGAUGGUGGGGAUGCAGCAGCUGAAAUCCGACUUGAGCACGCUCGAUACGGGUGUCCACUUGAUAGCGGUGGAGGAGCUUCAACAAAGACACGCCCUCCAAGAGCUUCAACUUACAUCCUUCGGUGACAGUGUGAAAAAGCUGCAAAGGCUAGGCGAUCAAGUACAAGUGGAUAACGCAAAGGAAAAAGAAUUAGUUAAGAAUAAAUUAGAGAGGCUGCAAGCAGCUUACAAAGAAUUACAAGAGGUUAGUGCUCACCGUAAAGCAAUAUUGGAUGAGGCUAGGAACUUUUAUCAGUUCCUACAAGAUCAAGGGGAUGCUGAGGCGUGGUUGAUCGAGAAACAGCGAAUCUGCCAAGCUGGUAUAACAGCCAAAGACUUGAGAGGAGUCUUAGCCUUACAGCAGAAACAUAAAGUAUUGAUAGAUGAGAUCAAAGCAAGAAAAACCAAAAUCGAUCAAUUAGGUUCAACCGGAAAACAGCUCUUGGUACAAAACCAUCCAAGGUCUCCAGAGAUCCAACAGCACAUGGACAAGAUGAAACAAGAGUGGGCUGUACUGGAAGAAUUGGUAGAUAAACGUUCUAAACAGCUACAAGAUGCUGUUGAAACCUACCAGUUCUACGCAGAUGCCAAUGAAGCUGACUCUUGGUUGAAUGAAAAAACGUCUCUUGUUGCUUCCAGCGAUUACGGAUCCGAUGAACCUAGUGCACAAGCACUACUGUCCAGACAUAAGGACUUGGAAGGGGAGAUCAACGCUUACAGUGGAGACGUUCAAAGUCUCAAUACUCAAGCAGAAAGGUUAAUCGCUUCUGGUAUAUCACAUCUAGAUCUGACAUCAGAGAACCAACCAGAGGAACCAAUCGAGGAAACUGUAUACGAAACGAGGAUGGUUCCUAUGGAGGUGUACGAAGAUGAACCUGUAGAGAGGAUAGAGUACAAGACGGUGCUUGAGGAAAGAAAAGUACCUCAAGUACGCGCCUUGUAUCCCUUCAACGACCAUGGUCUCACCAUGGUCAAAGGUGAGGUUAUGUUCCUCCUGAACAAGAGCAAUCCAGACUGGUGGUGUGUGAGAAAAGCGGACGGCACCGACGGUUUUGCCCCCGCCAAUUAUGUCGCCGAGAUUGAGCCUAGGAUCAUUCAGAUACCGCUGAAGAAAGCAGAGACUGUAAAAACCAUACAGAGGGUCAAAAAGACCAAAAUGGUGAAUCAAAAAGUACCUGUCAAAGUAUUUAAGCAAAGGAAGCAGCCAAAAAGUAAAGUGGAUGAUAGUGUAAGUGUACCUAAGAGACAGAAAAAAAUAAAUGAUACUUACGACGACCUGAAGAAGAUGGCAGCUACAAGGCAUGCUCUUUUGGAAGAUUCUAUGCGAUUGUUCAAAUUCUACAAAGAAUGCGACGAUUUUGAGAGGUGGAUGAAGGAUAAAGAGAAGUUCCUUGGCGAAGAACCAGACGGUAAUGUGGAACAAGCCAAGAGGAAAUAUGAGAAAUUUGUGACCGACUUAUCGGCCAGCAGCAACCGUAUGGAUGAAUUGGGAGAAGCGGUUAAAGAAUUCGAGAGCAUGAACCAUUCCCAGAUCGACAAGGUCAAAGCUAGACAUCGUCAGAUACAGGGGGCAUGGAAAAGACUCAACCAGCUGAAGACCCAGAAGGAGAGAAGUUUGGCUGGCGCCAGCAGCGUAGAACUGUUCCAGAAGCUGUGCGAGGAGGCUAAAGACUGGAUGAUGGAGAAGAUGGAACAGCUCAAGAUAGACAUUUUGGGACACGACUUGAAGACUGUCCAAGCGUUGCAAAGGAAACAUGAUAACUUAGAGCGUGAGCUAAAUCCUUUGGAGGAAAAAGUCAGCAAGGUCAUCCUUUUGGCGAAUUCCGUAAAAACUGCUUAUCCAAACGAAAAAGGAAACGUUAUGGAGAAGCAGAAGGAGAUAGAGGAUCUGUGGCAGAAAGUCAAAGACAAGGCAUUGGAGCGAAGAGCUCGGUUGGAAGAUGCAGUCGGUUUGCAGAUCUUCGACAACAGCUGCAAGGAUCUCUUGAAUUGGGUGGCAGAUGUCAAGAAUGAAAUCAACGCGGAGAACACUGUUAGAGACGUACAAACUGCUGAAAACUUACUGAAACACCAUAAAGACUUGGAAAAGGAGAUUUUGUCCAAAAAUGAUGAAUUCAAACAGUUGGCCGACUUGGGAAGGAAGCUCUGCAAGUCCAACAACAACAAAGAAGACAUCCAGGGCAAAGUGCAGAGGCUCGAGGAAGAACAAGCUGCUUUGAUGCGAGGUUGGAAAGAAAAGUUGCACUGGAUCGAACAGUGUCUUCAAUUGCAGAACUUCAACAAGGAGGCUGAUAAUAUAGACGCUGCUACGUCUGCUCACUUCAAUUUCCUGGAAUAUCCAGACCACGGGAGCUCUUUGGACGAGGUUGAAGCUUUGCAAAAGCAACAUAGAGCUUUUACUAAUACUUUAUUCGCUCAAGACGAUCGUAUUAAUGCUUUUAACAAAAGAGCAGACCUCUUGAUCGCGGAUCAACAUUAUGAGAGCGCAGCGAUCGACGAAAAAAGAAACAACGUUUUGGAACGAAGGGCAGCUGUCAAAGAGCUUAGCCAACAGAAAUGGAAAAAAUUGGAGGCUUGUAAGAAUUACCGUGAGUUCUGCGCAGAAGUUGAAGACUUGAGGGCUUGGAUGGCUGAUAAGUCCAAAACUGCUUCAGAUGAGAGCUACAGAGACCUCGCAAACCUAGAACGUAAACUGCAAAAACACGAGGCCUUCGAGAGAGAACUGAGAGCCAACGAAGGCCAACUCAGAACAGUUAACAAUCUAGGACAAGCUCUGAUAUCCGAAAACAGCACCUGGAAAGACGAGGUUGCCAAAACUCUCAGCGAACUGAACAGCGAAUGGCAAGACCUGGUAGGGUUGUCCUUGAAAAAAGGGCGGUGCUUAAGGCAGGCCGUCAACCAGCACGCCUACAACUCCUCGGUCGACGACGUGAAGACCAAACUGGACGAGAUAGAGGAUCAUUUGAAUAGUCAGAACUUGGGAAAUGAUUUAAGAUCUUGCAAGGAUCUUUUGCGACGUCAUGAGGAUCUGGUCACCGAGUUGGGUCAAUGUGCUAACAGGGUCGACGAUCUUGUUAAACAGAGCGGUGAAAUGAACGAGGAUGGACACUUCGACUCUGCCGCUAUCGGAAACAAUGCUCUGGCGCUUCAGAAACGUCUGUAUGAUCUGGACCAACCUGCCAAGCAACGCAGGGCUAAGCUAGAGAAGUCCUUGCAGUACUACAAGUUUUGGUUCGACUUGGACACGCAGCUUCAGUGGAUCAAAGACCAUCUUCCCUUGGCUUCUUCGGAUACCUUGGGGCAGAACUUGCAUCAAGCACAGAACCUUCAUAAGAAACACAAGAAGCUGGAAGCAGAGAUUCAAGGUCACCAGCCUGACAUCGACAAGACUUUGGACAUUGGGAAGGAGCUGAUCAAGCAAGAACAUCCGGAGAAAGUUCAAAUUGAAAAGCUGAGCAACGAUCUCAUUGAUGCUUGGACUGAUUUGAAUAAAAAAGCUGCAGUUAGGGCUCAAAAUCUCGAACAAUCCCUGAAAGCCCAACAAUUUUAUUUUGAAGCCAGUGAAGUAGAAUCCUGGUUAAAUGAGAAAUCAGAUGUUUUGGCCAGUACUGAUUAUGGUAGAGAUAGGGAUUCAGCUACGAAGCUUUUGACCAAACACAAGGUUUUACAAUUGGAACUUGACACUUACAAGAACAUAAUAGCAGAAAUGGGACGAGGCGUUCAGGAACUAACCAAAGUAAAUCAUCCCGAAUCCAAGACCAUAACGGAGAGGCAGUCCAGUCUGGAACAUCUUGUCAGAUCUUUGCAGAGGAAAGCCGCUUUACGGCAACACCGCCUCAUGGAAUCGUUGUUCAGACAUGAGUACUUCUUGGAAUCUGAAGAAUUAGAGGAUUGGAUCAUGGAGAAUCUGCAACAGGCAUCCUCCGAAGAUUAUGGUCAGGAUUAUGAGCAUUUGAUUGUUUUGAGGAACAAAUUCGACGAUUUCAAGUUGCGCAUUGAGUCUGGGGCUGAGAGAUUCAGACAGUGCGAAGCUUUAGCUCAAAAACUAAUAGCCAAUCAGAGUUCCUACAUUAAUGACAUCAACGCCAAACAAGAGCAGUUAGUCACAGAAACACCCUCUGAAAUGUAUGACGAGGUGAUGGAAAGGCAUGAUUUAGUGAGUGAAUCAUGGGAAAGGUUACACGAUCAGAUCAACAACCGUGAAGUACGCUUGCAGGCAGCUGGAGAAAUACAUCGUUUCCAUAGAGACGUCGCAGAUGCUCUCCAAAGGAUCCAAGAGAAGAACGCUUCUCUUGGCACUGAGCUAGGAAGAGACCUUAACUCAGCCUUAGCCUUGUUGAGAAAGCACGAGAAAUUCGAAAAUGAGCUAGUUGCUCUUGAGGCUCAACUACAGCUGUUGGUUGAAGAUGCUUCCAGACUACAGAAGGUGUAUCCAAGCAACAAGCCAAAUAUCCAGCAGAAACAAGAAUUGGUGGUGGACGCUUGGAACAAGCUGAAACAAAAGGACGACGCCAGACAUGAUCAACUCCAGGCAAGCGUCGAUCUGCAGAGAUUCUUUAAGCAAGUCAGAGAUCUGACCAACUGGGCAAUCGGCCUCCGUCUUGCCAUAUCAGCCGAAGAGAACGCUAGAAGCAUAGCACGGGCACAAGUCUUGAAAAGUGAACAUGACGCCCUGAAGAGCGAGAUAGAAGCAAGGGAAAAGAGUUUCCAUGAAGUGGCCGAAAACUUGACAGCCAUGGAGCAGACAGGACACUAUGCGGCUGCAGAGGCUGUGGAAAAGUAUAAAAAUCUGGUGGAAGAAGGCCAGAAGUUACACAACGCUUGGCUUUUGAAGAAAAUUUACCUAGAUCAGUUGUACGAUCUCCAUCUCUUCUACAGAGAAACAAAACUCAUCGAAGAUGCAACCAACGCUCAAGAAGCUGCACUAGGUAUUUUAGACCUUGGAGAGACAGUGGAAGAAGUCGCUAACCAGCUGAAGAAACACGAGGAGUUCGAGAAAGUGAUCUACCACCAAGACGAAAAACUGGACAUUCUGUAUCAGUCAGGACACAAACUAGUGUCCCAGAACCACUUCGAUUCCCCAUCAAUAUCAGCGAAGUUGGAUGAAAUCAAAGAAAAACGACGAAGAGUCUACCAGCUUUGCUUGGAGAGAAAAAUACUGUUAGAUAAUGCACUUCUUUAUGCAGAAUUCAACAGAGAUAUAACAGAGAUCCAAAUGUGGAUAACUGAAAAACAGAAAAAAUUGGAGACACAAAUCAAAGCCAGCGAUGUCCAUAAUCUGGAGGAUAAGAUUAAAAUGUUGCAGAAACAUCAGGCUUUACAGGCCGAGGUUACUGCUAAUGAAAUAAGAAUAGUGGAAAUCAAACAGAAGGGAGAGAAGUUGCUCAAUUUAAAACAUUCUGCCUCUAACGACAUCAAAAUGAAACUGAGAAAUCUGCAAGAGUCUUGGAAUGAACUGUUAAGAGAGGUGCAGUUCCGAGGUAAAGGUUUAGAAGAAGCCCAAGAUAUCCUGGAGUUCAACAACCAGUUGGAUAAGAUAGAGACCUGGAUCAGAGAUAAAGAAGUUAUGGUUCAGGCUGGAGACACUGGAAGAGAUUAUGAACAUUGCCAAGCUCUUCAACGUAAACUAGAUGACGUUGACAGCGAUAUGAGGGUCGACGAUUCGAAAGUCAAACUCAUUUACUCCUUGGCCAAUAAACUCGAGAGGCAAGGCCAUAAGGGCGUCCAAGAAAGGAAAGACAACUUCAUCAAAAAAUGGCAAGAUCUGCAAGGAGCUCUUGUGUCCUACAGAAACAAACUUGCAGGAGCUGCGGAGAUUCAUCUUUUCAACAGAGAUGUCAUGGAUACUAUUGAUAGGAUAGACGAGAAACGCAAGGCUCUGCAGAAUGAAGAAGUUGGUCGUGAUUUGGUAUCUGUCCAAGCUCUGCAAAGGAAACAGGAAGCCUUAGAAACGGAGAUCAAGGCCGUAGAGAAGAAGUUGGAUGAACACGGUACCAAUGCCAUCUUGUUGAGUGACAAGUAUCACGACGCUAUCGAAGAAAUACAGGAGAGAAUGGAUAACUUGCACCAGCACUGGACCGAUCUGCUCGAAGCUAACAGCAAAAGGAAAGAAACCUUGCACAAUUCUUACUCUUUGCAGAAGUUCUUAUCUGAAGUUAAGGAUUUGGAGGUUUGGGCCGGCGAUAUAAUAUACCGAAUGGAGGCCAGACAAAAACCGGAAAAUAUAGCCGAAGCUGAGACCCAAAUUGAGUUUCACAACGAGCUUAAAGCGGAAAUCAACGGAAGGAACGAGGUCUUCAAUAAACUGAUCGAUGUGGGAGAGAGAUCCAAAGAGUCGGAAAUUAGAGGAGAAACGGAAAAACUCAAAGAAACCCAGAAGAGGGUGUUCGAAGCCUGGAACCACCACAAGCGGGAGAUCACCUACGAUUACGACCUACAAGACUUCAAGGAUCAAAUCAAUCAAAUUAAGAAUUGGUUGGCGAGCAAAGAGGCUUUCUUAAACAACGAUGACGUUGGAGACACUCCAAGCGCUGUCGAAGCUUUGAUCAGGAAACACCAGGACUUCACAAAGAUGCUUGAGCAACAGUUGGUGAGAGUGGAUGAUCUGGAAGUUGUCUCCAAGAAAUUAGCCGACCAAGAAAGGAACCAAAACAACCAGGAAGUAUCGAAGAGGAUGGACGCUAUCCUAGAUAGAAAAAAUAAACUUUUACAAAUGACGGAAGCCAGGAGACUUAAACUGGAUGAAUCCAGAGCCCUUCAGAAGUUCCUGAAGAACGUAUGCAGCGUGGAGAUCUGGUUGAAUCAGAAGCUUCAGAUAGCGGCAGAUGAAAGUUAUAGGGAACCACAUAACUUACAAAGUAAAAUACAGAAGCAUUCUACGUUCGAGGCAGAGGUUAUGGCAAGCGAUGAAAGGGUUCAAAGUGUAAUAGACGAAGGACAAGAGUUAAUACAUUCAGAACACUAUGCCAAAGAUGAGAUAGCUGUAAGGUUGGAAGAAAUCGAGGAAGAUUGGAAGAGACUGUUGGAACUAACGCAGAUCAAACGUGAAAAGCUGAACGAGGCCUAUCAAGCACUCCUCUUCAUCAGAUCCAUCGAAGAGUUUGAGGUUUGGCUGAGCGAAGUCGAGGCUCAAGUCACCUCUAACGAUGUAGGAAAUGACUUAGCUUCAGUCAACAAUAUACUAAAACGUCACCUAGCAUUGGAAAAUGAUUACCAACAGCACAUAGAAAACUGCGAGAGCAUCAACGAGAUGGCAGAACAGUUCUCAAAGAGCAAUAACUUCAUGAAGCGCGAGAUUGAAGAGAGAGCGCAACACGCCAUAACCAGGUUCCACCAGCUAAAGUCUCCCCUGCAGGCCAAGAAAGAUCUGGCCGAAUCCUGCCUGAUGCUGCAGCAGUUCACCAGCGAGAUAGACGAGGAGUUGCAGUGGUUGAGCGAUAGAGAGCCGCUGGCAGCAUCUUUGGACCUGGGUACCAGUUUGACCGCGGUUCAGAGCUUGCAGAAAAAGCAUCAGACACUGGAGGUAGAGCUGAACUCAAGGGAGCACAUCGUGAAAGGUUUGAUGGACAGAGCGGCCAACAUGACAAGAUCAGGUCAUGAGUUCUCCAGUGAUAUCAAUGAGAAGGUAGAGGAAUUGGAGAGUAGAUUCGCGAUGGUUAGGGAUAUGGCCAGUAUAAGAAGGUUAAGGUUGCAGGAUGCCCUUGAGUCCCAACUGUUUUAUGAGGAGAGUUCAGAGGCCGAGGCCUGGAUUCAUGACAGGCUGCCAGCUCUGGCAACAAGUGAGGUAGGUAGGGAUGAGAUUUCCACUCAGAUGCUGCAAAGGAAGUUGGAUAUAAUAGCUGCCGAAGUAAAAGCUUACCAGGAAACCAUUGACAAAUUAUCCCAGAGAUGUAGUGAUCUUGUGGAAAGAGAGCACUACGAUGCAGACAACAUUAAAAAAAGAGAGGAACAAAUAACGAACGAGUUCAAGAAGUUGCGUCAGCUGGUGGCUCAGAGAGAGGUUUCCCUUUCUGAAGCCCUACAGUAUUUCGGGUUCCUCCAGGAAUGCACCGAACUCCAAGAAUGGAUUAAAGACCAGAUGACCAAAUCCGAUUCCGAAGAGUAUGGAGUUGACGUUGAACAUGUGGAACUACUAAUUCAAGCCUUCGACACUUUCCACGCCAGCAUAAUGAACAGCGAGGCUAGGCUCCAGUCUUGUUUAGUCAGCGGAAACGCUCUGAUAGAGGCCAAAUGCAGCUACAGUGCCAAGAUCCAAGAGAAAAUGACUGAGGUCCAGACCCAAUGGGAGGAUCUUUUGGAGCUGGUUAACGUUCGAAAGGAAGCUUUGGCUGGAGCAAAACAGGUCCAUAUGUUUGAUAGAACUGCAGAAGAAAUAAUAUCUUGGAUACACGAGAAAGAAGCUGACUUAUCCUAUGAUACCUAUGGUCAAGACUUGGAGAGUAUUCAAGAUUUGCUGAGAAAACAUCAGGCUUUCGAAAGUGAGCUGAAAGUUAUCAAGGACAAAGUAGAAUUUAUAGAGCAAGAGGCCAAGAAGCUUAUCGAGGAAUUCCCAGAUACCAAAGAGCACAUUGACGACAAGAGGGAAGAUACGGUGAAAGCUUACGAGUACCUUGUUGUGUGUGCAGAGAGAAGGAAAGAUAACUUACAGCAAUCAGAACAAUCCCAAGUUUACAUAGACCAAUACCAAGACCUACUGGCUUGGAUCAAUGAGAUGCUGGCGAGGGUUACAGCUCCUGAACUUCCUCAAGAAGUGCUGGAGGCGGAGUUACUUGUGGAGAAACACAGCGAGUUGAAGGUGGAGAUCGACGCCAAAGAUAAGGAGAUGAGAAAAUUCUACGAGACCGGCGAAGACUACAUAAAAGAAAACCAUUUCAUGGCUCAAGACAUCGCCGACAAAAUCGAAAUCCUGAAACUUCGAUUUUCCCUGCUUUUAGGGACUUGGGAGAAGCGAAAGGUCAUCUAUGAUCAGAACCUGGACGCUCAGCUGUUCAAGAGGGAGGCGUCCGUUUUGGAGAAUUGGCUAAUUAUGAGGGAGGACGCUCUCAAAGACGAGAAAUUGGGAGAUAACAUCUUACAAGUGGAAGAUCUCAUCAGGAAGCAUUGCGACUUUGAGGAGACGAUCAAAGCUCAAGAGGAGAAAUUCUCGGCUCUCAAGAGAAAGACUAUGAUAGAAGAGGCGUUUGCGCAACAGCUCAGGCUAGAAGAGCUGGCCAGGAAGGCCGAAAAGGAACGUCUAGAACAGGAAAAACUGGACAUGCGCAAACGACAAGAGAUGCAGAGGAUCGCUGAGUCGCGUAGAAUAGACGAAGGACGCCCCACUCCGACAAUCACCAUGAACGGCGUCAAACAGAAUGAUAUACCGCCCGCCGCAGAAGAUAAUAAGGCCCCGGGUACGUCCCUGAGGAAGACCAAUUCCGUCGCCCACUUGUUCGACAGGGACCGAGUUAGGAAGAUAGGCGACAGUUCGAUAAAGAGAGCCGAAAGCAUGAAGACCCCUCCAAACAAGCCUAUAAAGAGGACCCCAUCUUUUGCGACACGCAGAAGGGGUUCCUUCAGAUCGAGACCAGGAAACGAUGCAGCUUUGCCGCCUGUCGAAGCAGAAAGUUUCUUGGAUCGGAAGCAAAUAUUGUCGCCUAAUGGUAAAAGGGCCACAAAUCGUACCUGGAAAAAUUCUUACACAGUACUGUGCGGCCAGCUGAUGUGCUUUUUCAAAAAUAAGGAAGAUUUCGCUGCUAGUAAAGCUUGUUGUCCUCCAAUCAACAUUCACAAUGCCAAAUGUACAGUAGCUGAUGAUUAUCAAAAGAGAAAAAACACGUUUAGGUUGCAAGUCAACGAUGGGUCAGAAUUGUUAUUCUCUACAAACUCUGAAGGGGAUAUGUUGGAUUGGAUCAAUAAAAUUGUGUUCAGAGCAAGAUUGCCGCCUAGUCAGCAAUUGCUCAAUUUCGAUAUUGUCAAGGAUACUAACGACUAUGAGAUGAGUUCACAGUCAAGUCGAACGUCAAGUCCUGAAGUAACAGAGUCAAUUGUUGAACUGAGAAACCCCAAUAUUCAGAAUGGCAGCUCUUCAUCGAAUUCAAGCAAUCGACAUUCAUUGGAUGAAUACAACAUGCCAACAAGACAGGAAUGGAACAAUUCAGCUAACAGUCGGCCAAAUACGUUAUCAGGAGAGCCUCCGAAAGUAUCCCACAGGAUAUGGGAUCUGUUAUUGAAGAAGAAGCGACAUACGUCCCAAAUGUGAAUGCCAAGUCUUUACGAUUUAUCGUAAAUUUGAACCUUUGAGUAUUAAGUUGUUAUGGUUAUGAAAUAUUGUUUAUAGUGUAGUUUUUUAUUGUAUAUAAUUGAUGGUUAUUAUAAAUUAUAGUGAACCAAAUUGAAGAUUUCCAAAUCAUUUUUGUAUUUGUAAUUGAUUCAAUGACAUUAAAGUUUAUAAUUUUUUUCCUUGUA
Molecule: messenger RNA, 12173 nt
Organism: Harmonia axyridis
Lineage: Eukaryota; Metazoa; Arthropoda; Insecta; Coleoptera; Coccinellidae
Gene: kst
Product: spectrin alpha chain, non-erythrocytic 1
Exons: 32
Coding region: 16-11967 (3983 amino acids)
Biological process (GO): actin cytoskeleton organization
Cellular component (GO): cell projection; plasma membrane; cell junction
Molecular function (GO): phospholipid binding; actin filament binding
Source: RefSeq, a predicted model, not a curated record